Molecule: messenger RNA, 2292 nt
Organism: Priceomyces carsonii
Lineage: Eukaryota; Fungi; Ascomycota; Pichiomycetes; Serinales; Debaryomycetaceae
Gene: RIM20
Product: Rim20p
Exons: 1
Coding region: 1-2292 (763 amino acids)
Biological process (GO): multivesicular body sorting pathway
Cellular component (GO): endosome
Molecular function (GO): protein binding
Source: RefSeq, a predicted model, not a curated record
AUGAAUACAAAUUUACUUUUCAUCCCCUUUCGUGAAACGAUUGAUACUGACAUUGGUGGAGAAUUGAGAUUAACGAUAAAGCAACAUUUCUUCCAAACACCAUCAUCUUUCGAAACAGACCUACGUAUAAUAUCGAAAUUAAGACGGAAUAUCGCCUCUUUAAGAGAUAUAACGGCAAAUCUGAAGGAUUUGAACCAAUUGAAUGAGUACUUCUAUCAAUUAAACAAUUUACUCAAAGUGUUUUCAGAUGAUGCCUUGGAAUUUACAUGGUUUGGUACUCUUGGUUAUAGACCAAUGGGACCACAAAUGGUAAGAUCUUUUAGAUUUGAACAAUUAAACAUAGUAUAUCAAACUGGGUCUUUGUAUUCACAACUUGCACUAUCAGAGUCAAGAUAUAGUGAUAAAGGUCUAAAGGAUUCUUGUUCACAUUUUCAGCUGGCUGCUGGCUGCUUCCAAUAUCUUAUAGAAAAAUUACAUGAAAAUAAUGGCAAAUUGUUAGGCUUCGUUCAAAAGGCUCCUGAUAUGGAUAUCAGUACUUUAGAAUGUUUAAAGUGGUUGAUGUUAGCUCAAGCGCAGGAGACAGUGUGGCAGAAGGGUAUUAUUAAUGCAAGUAUGAAGGACUCGGCUAUAGCAAAACUUUCAAUUCAAAUAUCACAGUUUUACUCCUCGUCUUUGAGUUGUGCAAACUCCUCAGACUACAUACGUCUAGAAUGGGUCAAUCAUAUUGCAAUCAAAAAAUAUCAUUUCCAAGCAGCUGCGAAUUACAGAGCAUCGCUCGGUUGUUUAGACAAUUUCAAGUAUGGGGAUCAGGUGGGAUAUCUUCGGGUUGCUUCAAAAUGCUGUGAAAUGGCCCAAAAGCAUAAAAAGUACGUUGAUAAACUUUUACUAGAAGAUAUACAAGGACUUGCAGAAACUGUGAAGCAAGCACUCAGAGUUGCCGAGAAGGAGAAUGAUUUAGUAUAUUUGAAGGUUGUGCCUGAUGAGAAAGAUCUAACUGCAAUUACAGGAGUUUCCAUGGUGAAGGCUCUAAUACCUGAAGCACUUUCAAAACCGAAAGGUUCUCCCUUGUUCAAAGAAUUGAUACCGUUUGCGAUAAUUCAAAUAGCCCAGGCAUAUAAAGAGAGACAGGGUCAGUUUGUUCAACUUAAGAUCGUUGACCCAAUCAAUGCCUUAAAUAAGAUGAUGGCACAAUUUCUUUCAAGUAGGAACCUACCUGCUUCCAUUGACACUCUACAGAGACCAGAGAACUUACCUGAUUCGAUCGUCCAGCAUUCUCAAGAUAUAUUAAAAUAUGGCGGAGUCGAUUUCGUGGAAAAUUCUUUGGAAGAAAUAUCACACUUAGCUGCACAGAGCCGUGAUCUUCUACUAGGCUGUCAAGAACGGUUGAAGGCAGAAGCACACGAAGAUGAACUUUUGAGCCAGCGAGUCGAUAUAUCUGAAUCCGAUAGAAUAAUGUCGCAAGAAGCUGGUGCAGAUCUCUAUACCAAAGUUCAAAAAAUGAAUGAGUAUUUAAGCCAGGCACAAGAAGGUGAUAACAAAAUAGCUGAGCAAUAUUAUAAGAUCAAAUCAUAUUUAGAGAUUUACUGUGGUGGAUAUGACGAAUUGACCAAGACAAUUCCGAACGCAACCUUUGUUAAUAUUGAUCCUGAGGACAACAAGCUUCUUUGUGAGCUUCGUAACGCACUCAAUGAUGCAGAAACAUUAAAGAACGAAAGAUCACGUCGCUUAAAAGAUAUCGAGGUCAAAACAAAGAAUAACAGCAUUUUGCCUAGCGUAGUGAAUGAGUACAAAACUAGCAAGAGUCGUAUAAUUGCCCCGGAUGGAUCAAUCGAUGAAGACACUUUUACACCGGUGUAUGAUAAGCACAUUACUAUGUUUGAUCCAGACUUAAAAUUCGUCAACUUUCUGAAAGAGAAGCAGGAAAAUUUGGAAGAAAAGAUCAAUUCCCUAAAUACAAAGUUUGUUACAGAAAUUGAAAUGAAAUACAAUUUAUCUCGAGGAGAACAUUUAGAGAUAUUACAAACCUUGGAAUCUGCGUAUGUAGGAUAUUUGGAUUUGAUAUCGAAUAUGAAUGAUGGUUCAAAGUUUUACACUGACUUUCUCCUGAGAGGAGGUGCUGUUUUAAAAGAUUGUGACGAUUUUAUUUACCGUAGAAGAAUUGAAGCCAGAGAAAUAGAGCAGCUGCGCAUUCAGCACAAGCAGGGAGAUGACCUGCCAAAUGGCGUACAGCAAUUGCCUCUUAUGGCACCUCAAGGGACGUGGGAUCCAAAACAAGGUAUAAAAUUUGGGUAA